Messenger RNA from Funneliformis geosporum, 1104 nucleotides. NCBI's taxonomy places the organism in Eukaryota, Fungi, Glomeromycota, Glomeromycetes, Glomerales, Glomeraceae. The record is from the annotation of a GenBank genome assembly.
AUGACUUCAUUUAUACCGUUCGCUUUUGUCUCAUCAUUUUUAAUUCACGCUAGUGACGCUACCCCGAUAAAUCCGUUAUCUACCAAUGAUAAUUCGAAUGAUUUAUUGCGUAAAGGACAUAGCGUCCAAGAAAUAAAUUCUUUAUAUAGUGUAGGAUUGUCCCUUUUACAAUUCGACCUUUUAUGUAUCUUGUACGUAUUCUUUAGAACGUUUAUGCGUGCAAAUAUGGAGAGUCGUAAGGAAAGAACCUUAUCGAUGACGCAUAGAUUGCCCUUUUAUAUGGCAAGCUCAGACCUCUUUAUUUACGCUUCUUUAACCGCAAAUCUAGUAAUUAUUUCUUUUGAUGAUAUUCAAGUUAUUUAUUUAAUCGUUUCAGCCAGCUUUUACAUUGCAUCCAUUGGUAACAUGCUAUUGGUUUGUGAGCUCUCCGUACUUAGUUGGCUAAGAGUUUGCAAGAAGACUUAUUUACAUCUUGGAAAGUUCGAUUAUAGAAUAUUCAUUGCACCUUUUUUCAUUCCAUUAAUAAUUACCAUCCCUGCAUUUAAAUCUUUUGGUUCAGAUGAAUAUUGGUGCUUUAUGCUUCAUGAUAAUAUCGUUUUUCGUGGUCUAUUGCUAUCAAUCUCUUUUACUGUCUUUACGAUAACGACAUUUUGUUAUAUAAGUAUUAUUUACGAAAUCAAAACUGUGGAAAUUAAUUGUGGAAAUCAUCACUUUUACCGUGCAACACGCAAAAUUAGCGCAUACUUGUCAAUGUAUAUUUUGCAAUGGCACGCCGAGAUGUACGUUUUCUUUGCUUGUACAGCUUUUAUCCCAAUCGGUGGAAUCCUUAAUGCUGCGCAAUACAUUCUUAACGAGGGAUGGUUUCAUAACGAAAUUCAAUCUCACGGCCUUUCACGUUGGUCACAACCAACGACACCAAAAUCUGCCAAUGCCCUACGUAUGCUUGGCGAUGAUGCAGAUGACCUUAAGAUGGAUAAGUUAAAGUCUAAAGUUAAUAAUAACAAUGUCGUCGACAUAGAAACUGUAGACCUGUCUGAACUAUGCAAUUUGGAAUCUCCUCAACCGGAAAAUUCUAAACGCAUUUCGAUUUCCUUCAAAAACUAA